Messenger RNA from Carassius auratus (goldfish), 2603 nucleotides. Its product is annotated as TBC1 domain family member 24-like. The coding region runs from base 322 to 2196 and encodes 624 amino acids. NCBI's taxonomy places the organism in Eukaryota, Metazoa, Chordata, Actinopteri, Cypriniformes, Cyprinidae. The record is from RefSeq and is a predicted model, not a curated record. The transcript has 7 exons.
GGGCAUCACAAAGACAGCAACAAACCUACUGUGAGCUUAACUUUAAAAGUCUCUUUGAUGUGGACAGUUGGGGCCAUGCAUCAGAUUACUUCAAAUAUUGCAUGCACCCAUUUUGGCUCUACAAAUGUGAAUGUCCGGAGUGUGGAGGAUGGCAAUAAUUCACAGUAUGCAGACCGGGCAAACUGUGGCAGACUCCGUUCCCGAUCUCUUUACGAUUCUGAGGAGACAAAACACACAACGGGAGAGACUGACAAGGACAGAUAAGGCCACAUAAGACCUCGUUCAAAAUCAUUCUAUGUUUGUGACACUGAUGAUGCAGGAAUGGGUCAUUUUAGCAGAUGCAAUCCUAUCAGACCAAGAGCAAGAUCACUACACAGUGAGGAUGGGAAAAGAAACACUGGUGGGACAAGUAUCACCGCAAAGCCUCCAAUCAAAAGACCUAAAGGAAACUCAAGCAAAUGGGCCAGCAAGAAUCGUAUAGGAAAUAAAGGAAAUUUAAGGGGUCUUCCCAUGAUGACCAUUUCUGAGGUGGAUAAUUGGGAGAUAAGCUCUUUUCCUGGGAUGAAAUACGGUCAGUAUGUAGACUGGGAAAAGAUUGCCCCAGAAGCUGCCACCCGCUAUCGAAAGAUCCUUUCAAGUGAUCAUUAUGAGCUCAAAGCAAUGGGCCGUACAGGAUUCUGGUCCAUGCCUCAUACUCUCAGAGCCAAGACUUACCAGCACAUCAUCCACAGCAUCGAGAGCACAUCCACCGCCGCUGAUCUGGACACUUACCACGGCUUAGUUAGGAAGCUUUUUGGAGAAUUGCAACCAAGUACACACCCUUUCCCAAAGUUUAUGGAGGAUGGGGAAAUUCCCAGAUACUGCUUAAACAAAGCAGGUCUGAAUUCAGUGAAAAAAAUUCUCAUUUGUAUAGACCACAAUUUUCCUGAUCUGGUGUCUCUUCUCUUGCACUUCAGUGAGGAUGAAGCCCAUUGUUUCCACAGUAUUUGUUCCCUGGUGACCUACACAGACCCUAAAAAGCGUUACAUUGACCGGACGUUCCUCACUUCACGUGCCUCAUGCAUGACCUUUGGUGACCUUGCCAAUAAAUACUGCCGGGGAAUCCGGAAGCUUAUAGCCAGCUCUCGCCAGAACCUGUUUGAAUUCUACUCUGACUGGAUCCUGUGGAUCUUGGCCGAUCUGCCUUUCAGAUAUGCUAUCAGAGUGCUAGAUGUCUAUCUAAUGGAGGGUUACAAAGUUUUAUACCGUGUAGCUCUUGCUCUACUCAGCUUUUACAAGGUUUCUGUGUCUUCAAGAGUGGCCCACGUCGAUGACUUCAGACAGGACAUGAAGAGUUUUGUGCAGAAUGUGGGACGGCACAGUACUAUUGACGCUCUGCUUCAGAGGGCUUUUAGUAUACAGCUGCCCACACAUAAAGAACUGACUUUUCUCUUCAAUGCCAACAAGAACGCACUAAUUCAUAAGAACAUCCACAAUAAGAGCUCAUACCAAGCUAUGGAUUUCCAGGCCUUCAGAUCCUCUGUAGUAACUGAAAAAGAGAUGAGGGUGGUCUGGGCCUGGAUUCCAGAGCGAUUUGCUCUGUUCAGUCCUGUGCAGCUCUUCAGUACAAAUAUUCAUGGCAGAAGUCUCUUCUCGUUUUAUUCCAGAGUUGAGGGACAUGAUCCAACUGUUUUACUCUUGAAAACUGAAGAUGAGGAGAUUUGUGGGGCUUUCUUGUCUUCUGACUGGGCCCAGAAGAAUUGUGAUGAAAAGGGAUUUAAGUUCUUUGGCACAAGAGAGUGUUUUGUUUUCACUCUAAGACCAGGAAUGGAACGGUUCCAGCGUACAGUGCUGCAGAUCUCUGGGAUGUCUGACAAAUGUGAUUCCUCUCAUCAGAAACAAACUCUCUCCAUUAGCUCUCUGCUAAGCACUCAUGUGGAAAGACCCAUUGGAGCCUCUCAGAACCAAAGAUAUGAGUCUGCAUCAUUCUGCACAAUGUCAACCUUCAACAUCAUGGCAGGAAAUGAUGAGACACUUUUUACUGGUGGUGAUGAUGGCCACGUGCUGCACCUGCAGGUAGAUCUGACAGCUGGAUCUUCUGAACACUGUGAUACGUUUGAGAGUCCACCUCUCUGCAGGGGAUGCUUCAAGAUCCAGUCUCUAGAGGUGUGGGGUAUCCAGCACCCUUUGUCUGUUCCACCACUGCUAUCACAGUGAAGACUGUGGAGAACAACUGUUGUUUGCCCACACAUCAGAGGUCACACUUCCAAUUGUCCUCAUACUUUGAGACAAAGCUAAGGCCAUUAAACCUUUUUUAUUUAUUAUUUUUAUUUUUUGACUGCAGUGUAUUGUGCAGCGUGUGUAAGUAGCCUACAUGUGUAUUGUGCUAUUGCUGUAUGAAAAAUACAAUUAUAUAUAUUCACAAUAUUAUUUAUUUACAUUUUAAAAUAGUUGUUUUAUUAUAUGACUUGUUAAAUUAUUUUAAUAUUGUGGUCCUGUUGUUCACUGUAUUCCUGGAAUAACUAAAGUUUGUAAAGACUUGUGAAUAUAGAAGUUGUAAAGUAUUAAGUUUGUAUUGAAUAUUAAUAAACAACAUAAAAAAUUUAAUUACAUCAAAUAGAGCU